Boeremia exigua is the source of this 7659-nucleotide messenger RNA. RefSeq lists its product as uncharacterized. Lineage: Eukaryota; Fungi; Ascomycota; Dothideomycetes; Pleosporales; Didymellaceae. The transcript is spliced from 2 exons. The coding region runs from base 181 to 7173 and encodes 2330 amino acids. The record is from RefSeq and is a predicted model, not a curated record.
CUCUCCCACACUCACGACCUCACGACCCCAUAUUAUACCCCCGCGCUGGACCGCCGAACCACUUCUCGUUCGCCGCACUUGCCCUGCACCUGCACCACUCGAAGCUGGAACGGCCCUGCCCGCCAGCAAUCCGCCAUACAUUCCAAUACUACCGAUCGCAUCUAGUCGCGUCCCGACCUAAUGUCCACAAUGGAGCGCGAACACUCCCAGGAUCGCGAGCUUGUGCGCCACCAUGGCUCGUCGUUCUCGUCGACGGACCGGUCGAUUCCCAUGUGGGACAGCGCCGACCCUGAUCGCGCACCGCCACCACUGCCGCUGAACCCCGGCUCGCCUACACUCACCACUCGUCCCAACACAUCAGCCGCGAUAAUGCGCGCCGCUAAGGCACUGGAAGAGAAGGCCCGGGAGAGUCUGCCCACCAGCUCAUAUACCACCAACCCAAUGCCGUCGCGGUCGCCCGAGCGCUCGCUGGUCAAGGGUAACCAGCAUAAGCGCAUGCAGUCGUUACAACCCAGCAGCGUCCGCGAUCUGCGCAGCUACCUGGACACACACAAAUCGUCUGACCGCUCGCCUGGGCGCCCCAACGAACGCCCCCAGACACGAGAUGGCUCCCGUUCGCGCGAGCGUGAGAGAGACUACUUUGGCAAGGAGCUGGACCCCAAGUUUGGACAACUUGGCAGCCAGUCGCCGUCAUCCACCUACGACUUCACACACACACCCACUAUCCGGCCCAGCCAUAGGACUAUUCUGGGAGAGAACACACCACCACCUUCUGCCACCAUGAAGGCGCUGCAGACCAUGACCAUUCCUCCACACAUUCUUGACCCACCGCUCCAGAAUAUCACCAACUCGUCCAUCCUUUCCCCUGCGCCCCCGCAGCCUCUCGACUCUAUUUCUACACAGCUGCUCAGCAUCACAAAUAUCGUGUCGAGCCUGCAGAAAGACAUGUCCCAGCUGAGUCGCAGGAGCAAAGACAACGCCACAGACCUCAUCAGCCUGAAGGAAGCGACCAACAGCCGAGAUGAGGACAUCCGCCAGUCGCUGAAGGACCUGCUGAGCACUAUGGGUGAGAAGCAGAAGGCCGCAGCGGCAGCGGCAGCAGCUGUAGAGGAGGUCCGAUCUACGCCGCUGAAUCUUCAUGACCCUCACAUGACACCCACAAAGCAGUUCACAUUCCCUCGCAUGUCGUCCCCGAACGGGUGGGCAGACGAGAGAAUGGGAAGCCCCAACCCGUACUCGGUCGAGGGCGCUGCCAGUGUUGCGAUGCUGGAAAAGAUUAUCCGUGAGAUGGUCACCAAAGACGGCCAGGAACGCUUGAUUGCAACCUUGCAGGUCAUCGUCGACAAGGCCAACGGCGAUACUGCGCAAAAGGUCUCCGAGCUUGUCGAGUUCGUCAAGUCAGGAUCGGCCACCAACAACCUCGCGCCGCCUGGCUCCGCUUCCUUCCAGCCAUCUCCUGGAUCCGGUGCGCUCACACGCACGCUCUCAGAAGGGCUCACCCAGGCCCAUGCCAGUCCGAAAGCAGCCGACUUUGUCAGCGAUGAAAUGUUAAACUAUCUUCGCAAGAUCAAGGACAGUGCCGCUGAUAACGGCUGCGUGACGAUGGGCACCAAGACCCUUGUUCAAGAAUUGCGAGGUGAGGUUUUGGGCAUGGGCCGGGAGCUAGCUCGCAAGAUUGAAGAGGCAGAACAGUCCAAACCACAUGCCGACCCCGAGCACACCACACAGGAAAUCAGCGCCAUCAUCCAAGAGGGCCUUGAUGAUGUCAAGGAGUACAUGGACAAGGUGAUGCGCGAACGCAGGCGACAGUCCAUGUCUUCAGUGGUCACUCGUGGCACCGUCGAUAACAACGAAGUCUACGAUGUCGUCAAGCACGCGCUUGCGGAGCGUGGCCUCGACCAAUACAGUGCACCGGGCGCACCUCUCGACAAGGAAGCUAUUGUGACUGCAAUUCGCGAAGCCUACGACAGCGUCGAGAUAAAACCUAAUGUCGAGAUUCAGCAGUUCGGUCUAGAGCGAGACGAGAUUCUACAGUGCCUUCGGGAAGGCCUGCAGGAUUAUAACGGCUCCGGUGCGGUUUCGCGAGAAGAGAUUGGAGACAUUGUCCAGGAGUCGCUACAGCAGCUGCGUCUGCCUCCUCCCGUCAACGAAGCAACUGAGAUGCGAGAAGAGAUUCUCAUGGCUGUCCGUGACUCCCUUGAAGAACUCAAACCAUCUCUUGUUCCCCAGCAGCAGUCUCAUGCUGACGGUCUUACUCGCGAUGUCAUCUUGGAUGCCAUCAGAGAAGCCCUCUCCACACACGAAUUCGGACCACAAGAGGUUGAGAUCCCUCAAGAAGCCCUAUUCGACGCUGUCAAGGCUGGUCUGGAGGCGUCGCAGCCUGAUGUCGAUGCCAACAACGAGGUUGUUGUGCAACGAAUCCAGUCUCUCGUUGAUAGCAUGCAUUCCGAGUUCAAGGCGUAUUCUGCAGCCAAUGGACGCGACACUGAGCAAGUCUUGGAUGCCAUGCACGAUGGUCUAGAGAAGCUCGCGGCUGACCUACAGGGUCACUUCGACAAAGCCUCCAAUGCAGCUCAGCACGAAGCUAUUGUUGAUGGCUUCCGCGAAGAGCUCGACAAGCUCCGCGAGGACGUGCAAGGCUAUGUUGCCGAGGGGCCUCGCGGAGAUCAAGAGUGGAGUCGUGGCGACAUGGUUACCUUCAUCAAAACCGAACUGGAAAACCUUCAUGAGGGCUUAAUCGGAAAGCUUUCGAGUUCUUCUGGCGAAAAGGAUGAGAUUCUCGCUGCUUUGAAGUCAGGCUUUGACGAGAUGAACUCACAAGUCGCUUUACGCAACGAAGAUGCUGAUUCGAACGAAGACAUCAACGAGGCCUUGAAGCAUGAAUUCGAUCAACUCAAAGAGGUCAUUCUUGGUGACACUACAGGUCACAAGAACGACAUUCUGGAGAAGCUGGAAGCCGGAUUUGACGGACUGCAAGUCGGUCUACGCGAAGCAACUGCUACUUCGACGCCAAGUGAUGAUCUCGUGGCCACGAUGAAGGCGGAAUUCGAAGAUCUGCGUGAGAGCAUCGCCAGUUCGCUCGUGAAGUCUGGUGGCACCGACAAGGACGAUGUCAUUGACGCUGUUCGUGAACUCCUUGAAGACCUGCAUGCAGCUCAAGACACAGCAUCCAAGGAGAAUAUGACCGUCCUCCAAGCUGACCUUGGAGCAUUGAAAGAGUCACUUGGUGGCGCUCUUGUCCCUGCUGGCGAUAAGGACAAAGCUGAGGUCUUGGAUGCUAUCAAGGCCAGUCUCGAGGAGAUCAAGACGUCUACUGCAUCAACAAGUGUCAACGAGGAGCUUCUUGAAGCGUUCCGUGGAGAACUCGAGCAGAUCCGCCAGUCCGACGGCCUUACUCGACAACAUGGUCGUGCCGAUACCGAGGAAGUGCUAGAUGCCGUUCGCCUUGGGCUUGAUGAUCUGCGGUCGCACCUUGAGAAGAAACUCGAUGGCCCUCGAGAUAGCUCCUCAUCUAGCGAGAUCGUUGACGCUUUGAACGAUGGCCUUGAGGGUUUACGAACGGACGUCACCAAACUCGUAGGCAAGCCUGUUGACAUGACAGUAUCCUACGAGAUCUUGGACACUCUCAAAGAUGGCAUUGCUGCUUUGCGUGAGGAUGUUGCGCUUCUCAAGGGUAAGGUUCCAGCCUCAGCGCCAGCACCAGAGGUUGAAAUCGAAGUCGAAGUCGAUGCCGAUGCCAUCCCUACCGGAAGCGAGAUGGUGCUCGCCGAAGCCCCCAAGGAUGGACCGAUUGGAGAUAGAGGAAUCGCUGACGAACCGGCUCCUGCGGCGAAGACUGAGGAGGUUAAAGAGACAACGAGCCGCGACAUUGUCGCCGAUUCUACUCAGCGUGGUGACGUUGACAAGAUGGAAUUCAUCCUUUCGCAGAUACACGCCAAGGUUGAGGCUAUGGAUGCAACUAGGCAGACCGCCACUCCGAGCGCUGAAGCGGCUGUACCUUCUGGUGCAGCUGUCAAGGAAGAUCUGGCCUCCAUCGAAGGUAUGCUGAAGGAAGUACAGGCCGCGGUUUUGGUCCUGCAAGAACGCGCCACCCCACCACCGGUCCUGGAAGGCUUCGCCAAGAAGGAAGACACAGACGCCAUCGAGACGCUUGUCGCCAACACCAAAGCCAAGAUCGAGGAGCUUGUAUUCCCUGACCCCACAACUACCGCCACGAAGGAGCACCUGGAGGACGUCGAGUUGGUCGUGCGAACCACUUCCGACGCUCUGGACGCUCUCGCCAAGAAAUUCGAGGAGGAAGGAGCGACCAAGGUUGAUGUCACUGUUGUGCAGGUCAUUGCCGACGAUAUUAAGACGGCUCUUGAUGAGAUGAAGGCGGCGAAUCCUGUCGAUGAAGCUAACCCGAAAGCCACCAAGGCCGACGUCGAUGCAGUCACUCUACUGGUUGACGAUCUCAAGGUCAAGCUUGACGACAUGAAAAUUCCUGACCCUGAGGAGAUUCCUUCCAAGGCAGAGAUGGAGCAGCUGACUGGUCUCAUUCAAGAGUUCCGCGACAGUCACGAGAAGAUGAAGGAUACUUACGAAGAAGACAUCCUGAAGACCGCGAAAAACUUCGAUGACCGCCGUGAAGAAGCUGAAACCCUUAUUGAGAACAUCGCUGAGGUUAAGACUGCUCUGGACACCAUGAAGGAGGAGGUCUUGACCAACUUCGCCGAGGGUGGCUCCAUCGAAGGCUUGCAGACAUCUCUCACCACACUCCAGGAGACCAUCGGCGCUAACAAUGUUACUGCUGAUGUCAAAGAGCUGAUGGAGACGUUGAUUCGCGAGUUUGAGCGUGCUCAUGGCUCUAUCGAGGGCCUACAGAACGGCCAUGCCGAAAAAUCGGCACUUCACCUCGAGAAGCAUGAUGAAGUCAAGAGCGCCAUCGUUGCUGACUUCACCGAGAAGCUGGAGGACAAAUUCAACACUUUGAUGUCCAAGUACGAUGACGCCCAGCUCCUGGCAGAUGAGCAAGCUCGAGUCAUGAAGGAGAAGUCCGAAGAACAGGAAAAGAUCCUCGAGACCACCAAGACCAUGGCUGACGAGUUGCGUUUGACCAUUGACACGCUUGGUGCCACCAUCGCUGGUAUGAACGAGCGCUUUGAAGAGCAGCAGACAAAGAUGGGUGCCGAUACAGCCACGACGUUCGAGAAGCUGGAUGGUUCUUUGGAGAAGAUUGAUGGUGUUGUGGCCAAGUUCGAAGAACAGAAGCUCGAAGACAAGUCAGAGCACUCUCACACCCGCGACGAGGUCAAGAACAUCGAGAAGAUCUUCCUCGGUCUCCAGGACGAGAUCACUGAGCACAAUCCUAAAUUCAUGAUGGCACUUCGUGAGAUCGAGGCCCUCGUUAAGGCCCACUACGAUCACGCGCAAAAGUCCAAGGAGGAAGCCGAAGAGCACACUCGAGCAAUCAAUGAAGAAGCCAAGGCACGAUCCGUGGAGAUCCAGAACCACUUUGCGAACCUGCCGAAGCUUCUACCUGCUCCUCCACCAGAGCCCGAGAAGUAUGACGACACUCAUUUGCAGAAUAAGCUUGACAAACUCCUCGGCCAUGCCGACGAUGCAACUAAGGCGACCGAUCAGAUGGAGCGUCUCGACGAGAUUCGUGUCCAGGUUAGGGCAACAGCUGUCGAGAUCAGCGACUUUGUCGCAAAACAAACUCAACUCACCCUUGAAGGUAACGAGUCGAAGGAGCGCGAGGCAGAGGAGCUUGCUCUCCUUGUCGAGCGUCGCUCUGCCCAAAAGGAACAGCUCGAGGCUGACCUCGACAACCUCAAAAUGGAGAAGGCCACAUACAAGGAGCAACUUCAUGCUGAACUGGAUGAUCUGAAGGCCGAAAAGGAAUAUGUGCUGCAGGAGUUGAAGGAGGAGAAGGCACGUGUUUUGGUUGAGCUCAAGGAAGAGAAGGAUCGUGCAAUGCAGGAGCUCAAGGAGGAGAGAGAUUCUAUGCUUGCCAUCGUCGCUUCUCUUCAGGCAGAGCGGGAGAAUCUUGGUAGCCAGAAGGUCCGUCUUACUGGUGAGGUAUCUUCUCUCCGCACAGCACUCGACAUCCGUCGCGAAGAGCUGCACCUGAUGGAUGCAAAGGCCGACGCGCUUGAACGUCGCAUCUUGAACGGCAUCAUGGACCACUCUCGAGCCCUGUUGAUCGCCAAGGGCUCCAAGAGCCCUAGCAAGUCAAAGAAGCGCACGAGUGUCGACGGCGGUGCCGAGCGCUCGCUGCCAUCAAACGCUGCCGCGAAUGCGAUCAACAUGGCUCUCAAGCCUCGUCCCGCAAUCCGCCGCAGUGCACCCAACAGUUCAGCAGACCGGCGCAUUUUCUCUUUGAGUCAAAUCAGCGGCAAUGCCCCUCCAGCAGCGAAAGCCCAGCUAGCGCCUCCCGCCGCGGCUGUCAGCAGUGCCGGUCUCAAGCGCGCCCACUCUGUUAAGACCAGCCCUCGCAAGUCGUCUUGGAACAGCCGCCCCAGUGCUGUGGUGGCCAACAAGGAGAACGCACCCCUCAUCGAGGAGACCGAGCCAGACACAGAGAAUCAGGCACCUGCAUCAAAAGCUCCUUCAACUAUCGCUGAAGAUGAGCAAAGCGAGGCGGGUACUGAGCGUCGCUACAGCGUCGCUAGCGAGUCCAACUACACUGAAAGUCACGCAGAUGGUGAGACCAUAGGCGAUGAUGGUCGCUCAAACUACGGCAGCGAGUAUACCUACGGUUCUGGCUCGUAUAUGACCGGAAGUGAUGUUGAACGUCGCACAUCGUAUGGCUCGACCGUUGCUCGCUCUACCGUCCCUGCUGAGAGCGCGGUCGACGGCGCCUCGGAGUCUGAGUCUGAAGAGGAAAGCGAUGACGAGCGGGCAACUACGGUUGCUGGGUCAGAGGUCUCAGGCAUCACAGGAUCCGAGGUUUCUGACAUCACGGUCUCCCAAGUCUCGGAAUUGCCUAUGCCCACCGAAUCGGCUAUCGAUCGUGCCGUAGCUGCGGUGGCCGCGGAGAUGAAGGAGAACCCCAAAAACUUUACCCCAACCGACUCCGGCCUCGGUACCGAGCCAACUACAGCUAUGCUUGAGCACGGUACCCUGGUCGACGCGGACUAUUUUCGACGCGCUGCCGAGGAGGACAGCAUGCUCGGAAGCACUGUUGGCUGAGCAAGCUCGCCGACGACCUAGACCACUGUUUACGCGAGACUGGUGUCUGCUCUCGCCACCGAAGUUGCUCUCUACAAGAUCUUGACUCGCUCGCUAGAGCUUGAGGACAUGAUCUCGCUGCAUGGUUUGAGAUUUUGAAUCAAGUUUUGGGGGGCUUGAGUUGGUAUUGUUGAUUGAGAAUACUGAGGUGUAUGGGUGGGCAUCACUGUGACACGUAAGCGAUGGGAAUGGGUCAGGCGCUGAUUGUGAUGGUUUGGACUGGGUGGAAUGGAAUGGAUUGGAACGAAACUGGAUUUCUGACUUUCGCUUGUUCUUGUACGUAUGUAGUCUCACGGCGUUCCUUUUCUGGGUCUUUGGGUAAUGGGAUGCGAUGCGAUAAGGAAAUACUUUUGGUGUAGACAGGCGAGGGGUGUUAGCUUGCCAGGCAGGCGUAAUAUACCCACCAUUGUUCAAUCUCGAUCCUUAUCUUGGUGAUCAUAAUGUAGG